Molecule: messenger RNA, 2304 nt
Organism: Centruroides sculpturatus (bark scorpion)
Lineage: Eukaryota; Metazoa; Arthropoda; Arachnida; Scorpiones; Buthidae
Product: piggyBac transposable element-derived protein 4-like
Exons: 1
Coding region: 200-2206 (668 amino acids)
Source: RefSeq, a predicted model, not a curated record
UCUAAAAGCUUGUAUUCUAUUUUUAGCAUUCUUUUAAUUUGAAAUUGUUUAACUGAUGAUGGCUGUUUAAAACAGUCAAACGUUAUCAUCUUAUUAAAUAAUUGCUGGAAUUAAUAAUGUGUUGAGUUUUUAUUUAAUUUUUUUUUUACUCUUAUUCUCAAUUGUAACAUGUAUCUUUUAUUUCAAAUUAGAUUUUAAAAUGUCUUCAAGUAAAAAAAUCAAAGAAAUGGAAGUCUCAACCUACUUUGACGAGUUGUCAGACUCAGAUAUUGAAUCUUCUGACAAUGACAGUCAAAGUAGCGUUGAGUUUCCAGAGUACAGGGAUCUCUACUCGGACUAUGAUGAAGAGGAGGAGCCUGCAACCUUGACAUCUGCCGCACCGUCCACCUCUGUCGCACCGUUCACGUUCGCUGCACCGUCCACCUCUGCUGCACCGUCCAUGUCUGCCGCACCGUCCACAUUCGCCGCACCGUCCACCUCUGCCGCACCGUCCGCAUUCGCCGCACCGUUCACGUUCGCUGCACCGUCCACCUCUGCCGCACCGUCCGCAUUCGCCGCACCGUCCACCUCUGCCGCACCGUUCACGUUCGCUGCACCGUCCACCUCUGCCGCACCGUCCAUGUCUGCCGCACCGUCCACGUCUGCCGCACCGUCCAUGGCAUAUAUUGGACCCUCCUCCUUUCAGCUUUCUGAUGACGAGUUGGAAGAUGAGGUGUACGUUGAAGUUCUGCCACCAGAACAAUCUCUACCUGCUACUUUCCCUUUCAAUGAACUAUCUGGCCCCAAACAUAUGCCUCCUCCUGAUUCUCAUCCUGUAGAGUAUUUUCACCUUUUUUUCACUUUUACUUUGCUUUCUCUUAUGGUGACAGAAACUAAUAGGUAUGCCAAGCAAGUCAUAAAUGGCUAUGGGGGAAAUGUUCCCAAAUAUCUGAAGAUCUGGAAACCAGUCACUGUUAAAGAUAUAAAGGGGUUUUUGGCUAUUAUUUUUGCAAUGGGAAUUGACAGACGACCUAAACUAGCGGAUUACUGGUCCAAUCUUCCUCCGUACGUAUCUAAGUGGUACGCGGAAAUUUGUAGUAGGAACCGCUUUUAUCACUUGCUUCGAUUCUUCCAUCUCGUAGAUAAUAGUAAGUUGCCUGGCCCAAAGGAAUUAGGUUAUAGUCCCUCUGCAAGAUACCAACCUUUGGAGGAUCACGCGAACAAGGUGUUCAGACAUCACUAUACCCCACAUCGUGAAAUAUGCGUCGAUGAAUCACUAGUAGGAACCAAGUGCCAUAAUCCGAACAUUCAGUAUCUUCCCGAGAAAAAACAUCACAAGUGGGGAAUCAAACUUUGGAUGCUGUGCGACUCUGUUUCGCACUAUUGCCUGGGCUUCUUCACUUACAAAGGGGCCAAGUCCCAGGCAGAGAAGAACAAUAUCUCAAAGUUUGGUUUGGGAUAUACUGUUGUUCGGCAAUUAGUGAAACUUGGUAACUAUGAUAACAAAGGUUAUCACGUGUUUAUUGACAAUUAUUUCACGUCUGUACCCCUUGUUCGUGGCCUAUAUUCCCGCGGAACUUACUGCACUGGGACAGUGCGAGCACUCAGAAAACAAUUACCUCUUGGCUUCAACGAAAGAUUCGCAGUAGGCCAGAUCAAGUAUUUCAGGUCUGGCCCCAUAUUGGCGUGUGGGUUCAGGGAACACGAGAAUAAUCCACAACCGGUACGUCUUUUAUCCAGCCACGAAGGGGCUCGCGACACCAAAAUUGUUAAGAGACACGGAGUGGAGAAAUUAAAACCACAAAUAGUUUUAUCAUAUAACAAGUUCAUGGGGGGGGUCGAUACUCACGAUAUGAUGCUAUACACGUAUUUGGAUGAAAGGCGGACCAGGAAAUGUUGGAGAAAAGUGGCUUUCAAUAUCAUGGCCAGGAUGAUGUUGAAUGCAUAUAUUCUUUACAAAGAAAAGUCUGGAAGUCGGAUGACCCACCAACGCUUCAUCCAAGAGGUAAUUGAAAGCCUGAAAAAAGAAUCAAAGGAGGAGAGCGUGCCUAUAUGCCACACACCCCCAGAUCCCAGAGGACCACCAGGACUCCGAAAAUUGCCUGGUAGGCAUCAAUUCCACUGUGUCGUGUGCAGCACACCAAAUCAAAAAAGGACAUCGACUAGAGUAUGCACAAGAUGCGGAAAAGGAUUGCACGUGGAUUGUCUCAUCAAACAUCAGUGCUAACAUGAAAGGUACAUGAAAUAUUGAUAUAAUUAUAGUAGAGAAUCAAUUAUCCGACCCAAUUGGGGACUCGGGUUGGUCAGAUAACUGAAAAAAUCAAA